Messenger RNA from Hyalella azteca, 1875 nucleotides. It is a transcript of the gene arg, whose product is annotated as arginase, hepatic. Gene Ontology annotation, molecular function: manganese ion binding; arginase activity. The record is from RefSeq and is a predicted model, not a curated record. NCBI's taxonomy places the organism in Eukaryota, Metazoa, Arthropoda, Malacostraca, Amphipoda, Hyalellidae. Gene Ontology annotation, cellular component: cytoplasm; cytosol; nucleus.
UAUGGUACAAAGACAACCCACGUGACUUAAUGGCGUAAAUUUCACCACCCCAUGCAGCCUGCAGGUAACCGACUAACCGAGGUCAGUGCGCGUAGUGAUGUUGCUAAGGAAGGUUGUGUGCCGCGUGUGGACUCCUGCUAGCCAGUGGGUGCCGCAGUGUAGGAAGGCCACGACCAUCGUGACCCACGCACGCAUUGGCGUUCUAGGGGCACCCUUCGAGAAGGGGCAGAAACACGCUGGUGUCGCCCAGGGGCCGUCGGCGCUGCGCAAGACAGGCUUCCUGAGCGCCCUGACUGAGCGAGGCUUAGAUGUGCUGGAUUAUGGCGACGUGCGGGAGGACCUCAGCACCAGUACCAGCAGCACCACCAGCAGCAGCGGUGGUGGUGGUGGUGGUGGUGGUCAGUACAGCACAGGUCCUGAAGGAGAGAAGGACUUCUACCGCGUCCUCGAGUACAACAAGAAGCUGGCCGUCGCCGUGGCCGACGUCCUCCGUGAUGACCGCUUGUGCGUCACGCUGGGGGGCGACCACACCAUUGCUAUCGGCACCAUAGCGGGGCACGCGGCCUCCCUCGCCCCCCACCAGAAGGUGUCGGUGCUGUGGGUGGACGCUCACGCAGACAUCAACACAGGUGCCUCCUCCCACACGUCCCACAUGCACGGCAUGGCCGCGGGCUUCCACAUGGCAGAGCUGCAGCACAGCAACCUGCCCUGUGGCUUCCCGCAGUCGUCUCUGAAUGUCGCCCAAAUCGCCUACAUCGGCCUUAGGGACGUCGACGUCGCAGAGGCAAUGGCAGUGAUGGGAGGGCUGACGGUGCGCGAGGGCUGCGUGGCGCUGGAGGCCGCGAGGGCCACUGGCCACCUGAGGGCACUGGACCUCGUGGAGGUCAACCCCAGCCUGGCGGACACCAGGGGCGUGGCCACCACCACCCUGGCUGCCCGCACCCUCCUCUACGCCGCCCUCUCCGGCCACUGACCGCCAGCUUGUCGAUUUUUUUGGCCACUGACCACAUGCAUGUUCAUCCUGCGGCCACUGACCACCUGCAUGUCCAUUCUGUGGCCACUGACCGCCUACAUGUCCUUUCAGUGGACACUGACCACUUGCAUCUGCCAUCACUGUAGCGACCGACCACCUGCAUUUCCAUUUAUUUGGCCACUGACCACGUACUUUAGUCCAUCAGUCUGGCCACAGACCAACAUCAUCUGUCCAUUUGUCUGGCGUCACACUACCACCAUCUGUCCGUCUGUCUGGCCACAGACUACCAUCAUCUGUCCAUCUGCCUGUCCACAGACUGUGCAUCGCUGUACCGACCACCGUCGUUUGUUUGUCCAUAUUGUGACCCAUAAUUUCUACAGGGCGACCCACUCCCUCCAACCCAUAUCUGUAUUAUUUGUAUAAACUCGCACAAUUUAUGUUCUUAUACAAGUUUGAUUGCAGACCCGAGAAAGUGUUGUAUAUGAUAAAUCUAAUCUUCCUUCUAAAGGAAACGCACAAAAUUCUACACUGUUGUCGGUAGAUCGAAAUUCAAGUUACUGAAAGACAAUUUUAUUACGUCAAUGCUUGCAAUGUAUCAAGCCUCCUUAUCUGAAUAUCCUCUAAUAUAACUAUCCCAAAUUACCUAAAUAGAAUAAUAGUCAAAAGUAUUCAACAAUUUUUAUUAUAAGCUAUGAAGGAAAAUCGGAAUUCUAAUAUAGAAUCCACGUUUAGACGUAAUAUACAGUUUAUGAUGCAAGAUGCUAUCUAUAUGUAGUAUCGGUAUGGCUACCUAUAUACAGUCUAGGCAUUUAGGGAUAGAAUGCGUCUUUCAUAUCAUUGCAAUGUACAACGAUUUAGAAAUGUUAUCUAUAAUGAAUAAGCAAUACACAAGUUAAAUGAAA